AUGGCACCAUUGUUCAAAGUCCGCGCUCCACCAAGUGGUGAAAGAAGCAACAAAAUCGAUCUCACUGGCUAUGGAAGUUCCAAUUUGAAUCCUUCGCACAGCCGGGAUGCGACGGAAAAAUCAAGCAAAAUUCGCAGGUCCAAGGGUUUGAAUGUCCAGUAUUUGCCGUUCAUGAUUGUUGGAUUGGUGCUCUUUGCUUUUUACAGCAUGUAUUCUGCCAAAUAUCGGUCCGGGUCUGUCAUGAAGGACAUUUCCAACAAUCACGCCUUUGGAAUGAUGAAACAACAACAGCAACAGCAACAGCAACAACAGCAACAAAUGGCAGUACCAGUAGCAGUAGGACCAUCAGUGGAAGAUGAAAAAGGAUUGGCCGAAAAAGUUGCCACAUUGGAAAAGGAGGUCCGAUCGUACACGCCAAUGGAAGGAAUGUUUAUGGAAAACGAUCCAACUGCUCAGAAAAUGAUAUCGGAACUACAACAUUGGACACGAGCCCUGAUUCUGUCCAGAUAUGGAAAUCAUAAUACCUUUCGAGUGGCGUUGGAUUUGGAAUUUCCACCCAGCAUUCCGGACUACAACGACGAAUCAAAGACCGGAAGAGUGGUCUUUGAAAUGGCAUCCAUAGAUCUGAUACCCUGCAGUGUCUUUUACUUUUUAGAGAUUGCGCGGACCUUUCACAAGGGUUCCUUUAUUCGGAAUGCCGCCCAUGUCCUUCAGGCCAAUGCCAUUUCCAAAGUCCAAAAGAACAUGCCCUUUCAAGAAUAUUCUCCCGAACAUCCACACAAGAAGGGUUCCACCGGAUAUGCUGGACGACCGAGUGGACCUCAAUUUUAUAUUUCCAUAUUGGACAAUACCAAUGCCCAUGGACCGGGCACCCAACAAAAAGCCAAUCCUUAUGAAGCGGAUUCCAAUUUUGGUGACGUGGUGGAAGGAAUGGACGAUGUGGUGCCUAGAAUUCAUAGUAUUCCACAAAAAGAAUUUUUGGACAGAUCCAAUUACGUCAAGAUUACCAGCAUGACCAUCUUGUACAAGGAGAAGGAUCAUUAUGAUAACAAUGAAUGGAAGGAAUGGAAGGACAGUUCGAUUGUUACACCAUCAUAG
Molecule: messenger RNA, 1098 nt
Organism: Cylindrotheca closterium
Lineage: Eukaryota; Bacillariophyta; Bacillariophyceae; Bacillariales; Bacillariaceae
Source: the annotation of a GenBank genome assembly